Messenger RNA from Pseudomassariella vexata, 3948 nucleotides. RefSeq lists its product as uncharacterized. The transcript is spliced from 3 exons. Lineage: Eukaryota; Fungi; Ascomycota; Sordariomycetes; Amphisphaeriales; Pseudomassariaceae. The record is from RefSeq and is a predicted model, not a curated record. Bases 1 to 3948 code for a protein of 1315 amino acids.
AUGGCUAGGCCACGAGUGGCCCGUCUCCAGGUCGGCUCUGCACCCUGGAUUGCAGAGGAGAGAUCUUCAGCCCUGCAGAUCGCGCAGUCUGAGGUCGAGGAGUUCUCCUUCUCUGCGCGGAACGAUUUCGAAUGGCUCAACGAACACAUGGCAGAGCUAUUCAGCGAGAACCAGAUCAAUGUUGCUGAGAUUUUCAAAACACCAGGGAAAUUACGAGGCAAAACGCCGCGAACAGUACGGAAGGUGAAUCCGGGCGAAGCCCGAGUUCCACUCUCCAACAUCUUCUCGGCUACACCGAAAGGCGCUCCUAAUCCCUUUGCCAUUCCCAAUCUAGAGCGGAGCCAGACGCCCAAAGUCCAGAUUGCUCAAGACCCCGAACCUCAGACCAGUCCCGUGCGGACUAACAAGCCCGCAAGUCCACAGAAGAACAGCAUUCCAGUCGCGGAUUCUGGAUAUUAUGGAAGCCAGUCGCAGGACGUGAUGGAUAUUGACGACGAAGCUGCGGACCUCGAAGAUGCUACACAACCUUUCAGCCCUACCAGAGUUAUGAAGGGUGGCCAUGUUGCCUUUAAUGUUUCUUCGCCCGACCAGGGUGUACUCGAGAGUCCUGCGCAACCAUCAUCCGACCCUCUCAUUGAGGCAAUGGGUGAUGACUUAGACACCCAGUACUUCACUGCGAAUGUCGCGAGGCUGCCAUCGCCAACGGCCAAAUUCGCGCAUGAAAGCACGACGCCCGCCGGAUCUCCUGGUCACGAGCCUGAAUCGGAAUCACCAAAGAAGACGUCAUCGCCGGUUAAAACAUCACCUGACAAAGCUAUGGUCGAGCAACCAGCGCUGCUACCAAACGUGGAGCGAGAUGCCCCCGAGGCCAGCCUCGACGAGACGUCGAGGUCUCAAUCUGAUGGCUCGAGCCCAAUCCGGCCUAUAGUUCGAAAGAGCAGUCUCAACUUUGCUUCCCUCCCAGCUCGGGAACCUAUCACCCACAAGAGCAUUGGGAACCGCAUAUCAAGAACCAGUCAUCUCGACCAGAAUCGAACCAGCUACUACAACAGGCAUACAGGCGGAAAGAGCUUGGGCAAUGCGAAGCAUGACGUCACGGACGAUGAGAACGAUGAAAUGGAUAUCGACGAUGACGACAAUGAAGACAUUGCUGCUGUUGAUACCCGAGAUGAAGCCGAGGCCGACAGUGCCAUUGCUCAUAACAAGACGUAUACACAGCGAUUGCAGGACCAAAUCAGCAAACUCGGCCAAUCGCAACCGACCACAUCGCGGCCGUCCAAAUCAAUAGUCAGUUCAACUUUGCCUACAACUGCCACUCAAGCACCACAAUCUCCGUCCAAGACACAGGCCGUACCCUCGCCAAAAACGCACACAACACCGGGUGCUUUUCCCGAGGAUGAGGACGAAGAUGAGGAUGAUUGGAUCGAGCCACUUGGGCCUCCUGAUAAUGCCUCAGCGCUAUUCAGCCCAAGACCGAACAUUCUAAAGAGUCACUCAACCGAUGUGAUGGAGGGAGUGUCUGGAAAAGACACAGUGAGCGAGGGUGAUUUCGCAGUAGCCAAAACGAGGGAGCGCAGCGGCCGGUCCAAGUCUCCUCAGCGUUCCCCCAUCCCUGAGAGAACCACAAAUUCAAAGGGCCAUCACAAGUCGGCAUCUGUGCCAGUUUUGCCUCGUCUCGACCAAAUCAGCGGGGACGGGGCUAGUCUUCAGAAGAGUGUAUCUGUCUCUAACCCCGCGCUUGCCACUGUCUCUGAGAAUGAAACCUGCGUUAGUCCCCUAAAGUCGCCCUCGCGGACGCUCAGAGAUAGUCCUUUAAAACAGGUGAAGAACAAGCUGUCUUCCAUCCUGAAGACCUCGAAAGGCCUGCUGGCUAGUAGCGCUGCGAUCAGCGCAGAGGGCAAGUCUUCGCUUCUGUCACCAUCCACCACACGCCUUGGUCUCAAUGCUGCACCGUCCACCGUAUCUUUAGCCCAGCAGUUCAGCCAGGAUGACCAGCCAUUGUACCCGGAUCUGUCUCGACAUGUCACAGACACUCAGAUUGUACCUAGCACAACCAGUCCGACGCGCCCUGAAGGCCGCAAAACAAGGGCAUCGAUUGAGAAGGAGAAGGCUGAAGAGAAGCGUAAGGAGAAGGAGGCGAAGGAGGCUCGACGAAUGGUUGAACAGAUGCAGAAGCUUGAAAAGGCUCGCGAACAAGAGCGGGAAAAAGCCCGCGUCUUUAGCAAAGAGCAGGAGAGGAUUGCUGCCAUGGAGAAGCAAAUGGCUCUGCAGAAGGAGCAAGAAAGGAGGGAACGGGAAAAGAAGACUGCCGCUCCACCACCUACUCCAACGCAACCUCCCAAACCAACACGCACGAGUCCCCGCAAGGUCAAAGCCCAACUCGAGGAAGAAGGACUUGCUGCUGCCAUGGUAUGCGAACCGAAGGUCGAUGAGGAUACCGAGAUAAUUGACGCGGCAGCGAUAAUGCCGCCUCCAUCAGUUCCGCGAUCCGCAGCACCGCCUUCGGCCGCCAAAGGUCGUGAAAUCAAGCGACCCAUGAGGCCAACGAAGGAGCCACCGAGCAAAGCAAAACAAGCUCCUACCGUCAUACGCGUCAACAUGGGCUCCCAGUAUCACCCUUCGAAUACCGCUUUGGCAUCCAACCUACAGGACACUCUUGGUCCAGCUAGCUCGCAGUCUCAGCCCAAGGGCAAACCGACCCAGCCGGCUCUGCACAUGAAAUCCUCACUCCAGAGCCUCAAGAGCUCACAGUCGUCCACUGGUAGACCCAAGGCCCUUGAGAUGGCUGCGCGAAGAAAAGAGCAAGAGGAGCGGGAUGCCCAGCGCAAGCGCGAAGCCAAAGCCGAAAUGGAGCGAAAGAGGGCUGCCAUGCAAGAGGAAGACAGGCGUCAAGAGCAGCAACGAAGGCUCGAAGCCGACAAACAAAAGGAAGAGGAAAAAAGGCAGAUCGACGCGAAGAAGAAUGCCCAGAGACAGGCCAUAAUUGAGAAGGCCAAACAGACACGAGCUCCACCGCCUGCCGUCCGACCUCAAGCUAACAGCCAGGCAAGCCACACAAGCGAAAGCCAGCCGAACCGGCCCCCCUCUCGCUUGAAAUCGACUGCGAAUAGUGUCAAGCCUGCGCCGAAGCGGCAGCUUCAACAAGAAACCAAAGACUCGAAGCGCAUGCGCAUGACUGAGGAAUUUGACGACGAUUUAGAAAUGGAGAACCAGCCUAGCCUGAAGGGGGCGCCCGUUCGUCCAUCGGUUGGCUUUAAGAAGGUAACUGCUGCGACUAUGCUCCCGCAGAGCCAGAAGCUCGCAAAGGCCCAGGACUCGCAGAAGAAGUCCAUGUUCCCGGCUGGCUACACCAGUGCUCCUCAGACCGGCCCCAGAGACUUGUUCAAGACGACCGUUACGAGCCAGCACACCGGCCAGCCUAAAGCUGGACAUCCGCUGGACAUGGCGCAGGUGUCGAAAGCAGCCAUUCCCUUUGCACCCAAUCCGAACCCAGCCGGCCCGGCACACAAGACCCCCGCCAGGAACGCAGGAGUCGCGGGCGCCAAGUCGGUUGCCAAAUCAGCAACAAGGUCAUCCCCGCGAUUCCAGAAUGGCGAGUCAAUUGAGCUCCCGGAGAUCAAUACGGACGAUGAGGACGAAUACGACGAUGAAGAACACAAGCAAAUGUUUGCUUCUUGGACAGACUCGCCGGUUCUUCGCAAGGCACUAAUGGAACAAGAAACCUUGGAUCCCAUGCAUGUUUUUGGGGCACCGGGUCCGCUCAACAUGGAGGAAGUGUUCAGCAAGAGCAAGGAACGAUGGCAAAAAUUCCGAGCGAGAACGUCUAGUGCCAACUGGAGCGGUGCGGAUAAACUCACUGAGGAUGAUAUCCGGAAGGAUUUGGCAGCUAGAGAUAAGCUAAGGCGCGAGGGUGGCUGGAGCUACGAGAUGAGCAAGGAAAUGCUGUAG